CUAUCAUCUGAGAUUAAAAGAUGCAGUGGCCUACUCGAUUUUCGUUAUUUUUCCUUGUUCUUUUCCUUCAGGGCUUUUCAGCCCUGGGGCAACAGUUCUGGUCUGACAGAGAUUCGGCAAUGGCUAUGACAAACGGUUUUGUAGGAUGUCUGAAGCAGAGCGGAUAUUUCUCUUCCGAACAGAUGGACGAUCUGGAUCUCAUCAUAGACACUACUGCCAUGCAAUUGGACAAAAUGGGUAAUAGAGUGUCAGAACACAAACUUAAAGCAUUGACGAUGGGCAUGGCUGGAUCCAUGGCUGAAACAGUAGUAUCUUCGCCGUACGGAGUUUCCCCAGCCUUGAUGAAUAGCAUCGACAGCUGUUUGACAGGAUCAAUGCUACAAGUUACAGGAAAUAUUGACCAAACAUUCAGAACUGAACUACUACAAAUUAUUACCUUAAUUGCCCAGGAUGAAGGGAAUUCGGCUUCUUCUUCUGCAAGCGCAUCAGCAGGCGCAUCAGCAACCAGUUACGGUGGAUCUGCAGGAGUAGGAAACGUUGUAAGUGGUUACACAUCAACGACAAGCACAAGUUCCGCAAGUAGUUCAUCUCAAGCAAAUGCAGCAGUUACAAGCACGGCAGCAAGAACCACAGGAAGUUAUGGAGGAGCAGCUGGAGCAGGAGCAGCGGCUGGUGCCGGAGCUGGAGGAGCAGGCGGAUAUGGUGGUGGAUAUGGAGGCGGAGCUGGAGCCGGUGCAGGAGCAGGAACUGGUGCCGGAGUCGGUGGAGCAGGCGGAUAUGGACGAGGAGCUGGUUUAGGAGCUGGUGCAGGUGCAGGAGCAGGAGCUGCAGCAGCGGCUAGUGCUGGAGCUGGAGGAGCAGACGGAUAUGGCGGUGGCUAUGGAGGCGGAGCUGGAGCCGGUGCAGGAGCAGGAGCAGGAGCUGGUGCAGGAACCGGUACCGCAGGUGGAUAUGGACGAGGAGCUGGCGCAGGUGCAGGAGCAGGCGCUGCAGCAGCGGCUGGUGCCGGAGCCGGUGGAGCAGGUGGAUAUGGACGAGGAGCUGGUGCAAGUGCAGGAGCAGGCGCUGCAGCAGCGGCUGGUGCUGGAGCUGGAGGAGCAGGCGGAUAUGGCGGUGGAUACGGAGGCGGAGCUGGAGCCGGUGUAGGAGCAGGCGCUGCUGCAGGAGCCGGUGCCGGAGCAGGCGGAUAUGGACGAGGAGCUGGUCAAGGAGCUGGUGCAGGUGCAGGAGCAGGCGCUGGAGCAGCGGCUGGUGCUGGAGCUGGUGGAGCCGGCGGAUAUGGUGCAGGAUACGGUGGAGGAGCAGGAGCAGGCGCUGCAGCAGCGGCUGGUGCUGGAGCUGGUGGAGCAGGCGGAUUAGGUGGAGGAUACGGAGGCGGAGCUGGAGCCGGAGCCGGUGGAUACGGAAGAGGAGCUGGCGCAGGGGCAGGCGCUGCAGCAGCGGCGGGUGCUGGAACUGGUGGAGCAGGCGGAUAUGGUGGUGGAUACGGAGGCGGAGCUGGAGCCGGUGCAGGAGCAGGAGCUGCUGCAGGAGCCGGAGGAGCAGGCGGAUAUGGUGGUGGAUAUGGAGGAGGAGCUGGAGCCGGUGCAGGAGCAGCAGCUGGUGCCGGUGCCGGUGGAGCAGGUGGAUAUGGACAAGGAGCUGGUGCCGGAGCCGGUGUAGCAGGUGGAUAUGGACGAGGAGCUGGGGCAGGUGCAGGAGCAGGCGCUGCAGCAGCGGCUGGUGCUGGAGCUGGAGGAGCAGGCGGAUAUGGUGGUGGAUACGGAGGCAGAGCUGGAGCCGGAGCAGGAGCAGCAGCUGGUGCCGGUGCCGGUGGAGCAGGUGGAUAUGGACAAGGAGCUGGUGCCGGAGCCGGUGGAUCAGGCGGAUAUGGACGAGGAGCUGGAGCCGAUGCAGGAGCAGGCGCUGCUGCAGGAGGCGGUGCCGGAGCUGGUGGAGCAGGUGGAUAUGGACGAGGAGCUGGUGCAGGUGCAGGAGCAGGCGCUGCAGCAGCGGCUGGUGCUGGAGCUGGAGGAUCAGGCGGAUAUGGUGGUGGAUACGGAAGAGGAGCUGGAGCCGGUGCAGGAGCAGGCGCUGCUGCAGGAGCCGGAGCCGGUGCCGGAGCAGGUGGAGCAGGCGGAUAUGGACGAGGAGCUGGUGCAGGUGCAGGAGCAGGCGCUGCAGCAGCGGCUGGUGCUGGAGCUGGAGGAGCAGGCGGAUAUGGUGGUUUAUAUGGACGAGGAGCUGGAGCCGGUGCAGGAGCAGCGGCUGGUGCCGGAGCAGGUGGAGCAGGCGGAUAUGGACAAGGAGCUGGUGCAGGUGCAGGAGCAGGCGCUGCAGCAGCGGCUGGUGCUGGAGCUGGAGGAGCAGGCGGAUAUGGUGGUGGAUACGGAGGCGGAGCUGGAGCCGGUGCAGGAGCAGCAGCUGGUGCCGGUGCCGGUGGAGCAGUUGGAUAUGGACAAGGAGCUGGUGCCGGAGCCGGUGGAUCAGGUGGAUACGGACAAGGAGCUGGUGCAGGAGCAGGAGCCGGUGCCGGAGCAGGUGGAGCAGGUGGAUAUGGACGAGGAGCUGGUGCAGGUGCAGGAGCAGGCGCUGCAGCAGCGGCUGGUGCUGGAGCUGGAGGAGCAGGCGGAUAUGGUGGUGGAUACGGAGGCGGAGCUGGAGCCGGUGCAGGAGCAGCGGCUGGUGCCGGAGCUGGUGGAGCAGGUGGAUAUGGACGAGGAGCUGGUGCAGGUGCAGGAGCAGGCGCUGCAGCAGCGGCUGGUGCUGGAGCUGGAGGAUCAGGCGGAUAUGGUGGUGGAUACGGAAGAGGAGCUGGAGCCGGUGCAGGGGCAGGCGCUGCUGCAGGAGCCGGUGCCGGAGCAGGUGGAGCAGGCGGAUAUGGACAAGGAGCUGGUGCAGGUGCAGGAGCAGGCGCUGCAGCAGCGGCUGGUGCUGGAGCUGGAGGAGCAGGCGGAUAUGGUGGUUUAUAUGGACGAGGAGCUGGAGCCGGUGCAGGAGCAGCGGCUGGUGCCGGAGCUGGUGGAGCAGGUGGAUAUGGACGAGGAGCUGGUGCAGGUGCCGGAGCAGGCGCUGCAGCAGCGGCUGGUGCUGGAGCUGGAGGAGCUGGCGGAUAUGGUGCUUUAUAUGGACGAGGAGCUGGAGCCGGUGCAGGAGCAGGUGGAGCAGGCGGAUAUGGACAAGGAGCUGGUGCAGGUGCAGGAGCAGGCGCUGCAGCAGCGGCUGGUGCUGGAGCUGGAGGAGCAGGCGGAUAUGGUGGUGGAUACGGAGGCGGAGCUGGUGCCGGUGCAGGAGCAGCAGCUGGUGCCGGUGCCAGUGGAGCAGUUGGAUAUGGACAAGGAGCUGGUGCCGGAGCCGGUGGAUCAGGUGGAUACGGACAAGGAGCUGGUGCAGGAGCAGGAGCCGGUGCCGGAGCAGGUGGAGCAGGCGGAUAUGGACAAGGAGCUGGUGCAGGUGCAGGAGCAGGCGCUGCAGCAGCGGCUGGUGCUGGAGCUGGAGCUGGAGGAGCAGGCGGAUAUGGUGGUGGAUAUGGGGGUGGAGCUGGAGCCGGUGCAGGAGCAGCGGCUGGUGCCGGUGCCGGUGCCGGUGGAGCAAGUGGAUAUGGACUAGGAGCUGGCGCAGGUGCAGGAGCAGGCGCUGCAGCAGCGGCUGGUGCAGGAGCUGGAGGUGCAGGCGGAUAUGGUGGUGGAUACGGAGGCGGAGCCGGUGCAGGAACAGGAGCUGGUGCAGGAACCGGAGGCGCAGGUGGAUAUGGACGAGGAGCUGGUGCAGGUGCAGGAGCAGGCGCUGCAGCAGCGGCUGGUGCUGGAGCUGGAGGUGCAGGCGGAUAUGGAGCUGGUGGAUAUGGAGGAACUAGUCUUGGAAUUGGCGCUGGAGGAGCUGGCGGGUAUGGUGCUGGUGCUGGUGCUGGUGCCGGAGCAGGAUCAGGAAGUAUUGGAGGAUAUGGUGGUGGCUAUGGAGCAGGAAUUGGAGCAGGAACAGGCAGCGCGGCAGGAGAUGCGUUCGCACAGGCCUUUAGUCAGAAUAUGCUAUCAUCUGGUGUUAUAACCUCUGAAACAAUAACUACCUCUUCUGCCCAAGCCGCCGCUUCUACGAUGGCGACAACUGCCGCGAGAGGCAUGGGUUUGGAUGACGCUACAGCUAAUUACUUGUCGAACACAUUGGCCAGUAUGGCUGCUUCUAUGGCACAAGCUUCGAGAAAUCAGGCUGAUUUUAUUCAAUCGAUGUCUUACGCAAUGGGCAAACUUUUAUCUGAUGCCGGUGCAAUUACUGAAAGCUCCGCUUCGUCAGCAGCAUCAAGUGCAUCUUCCACCGUAACCGAAACUAUUAGAACAUAUGGGCCCACUUCUAUAUUCAGUGGUCCUGCUGGUGACAGGGGAUACGGUUCAGGAACAGGAGCCGGUGCAGGUGCAGGAGCAGGAACUCGUGGAGCAGGUGGAUAUGGACGAGGAGCAGGUGCAGGAACUGGAGGUUCUGGUGGAUACGAUGGAGGAUAUGGAGGCGGAGCUGGUGCAGGUGCAGGUGCAGGAGCAGGUGCUGGAGCUGGUGGAGCAGGUGGAUAUGGACGAGGAGCUGGUGCAGGUGCAGGAGCAGGCGCUGCAGCAGCGGCUGGUGCUGGAGCUGAAGGAGCAGGUGGAUAUCGUGGAGGAUACGGAGGCGGAGCUGGAGCCGGUGCAGGAGCAGCGGCUGGAGCUGGUGCCGGUGCAGGUGGAGUAGGCGGAUAUGGACGAGGAGCUGGUGCAGGUGCAGGAGCAGGUGGAGCAGGCGGAUAUGGACGAGGAGCUGGUGCAGGUGCAGGAGCAGGCGUUGCUGCAGCGGCCGGUGCUGGAUCUGGAGGAGCAGGCGGAUAUGGUGGAGGAUACGGAGGUGGAGCAGGAGCAGGUGCAGGAGCAGGCGCUGCUGCAGGAGCAGGCGCUGCUGCAGGAGCAGGCGCUGCUGCAGGAGCCGGUACCGGAGCAGGUGGAGCAGGCGGAUAUGGACUAGGUGCAGGUGCAGGAGCAGGCGCUGCAGCAGCGGCUGGUGCUGGAGCUGGAGGAGCUGGCGGAUAUGGUGGAGGAUAUGGAGGUGGAGCUGGAGCAGGUGGAGCAAGCGGAUACGGACGAGGAGCUGGUGCAGGUGCAGGAGCAGGCGCUGCAGCAGCGGCUGGUGCUGGAGCUGGAGGAGCAGGCGGAUAUGGUGGAGGAUACGGAGGCGGAGCUGGAGCCGGAGCAGGCGCUGCUGCAGCGGCUGGUGCUGGAGCUGGAGGAGCAGGCGGAUAUGGUGGAGGAUACGGAGGCGGAGCUGGAGCCGGUGCAGGAGCUGGUGCUGGUGCAGGAGCAGCAGCAGCGGCUGGUGCUGGAGCUGGAGGAGCAGGUGGAUAUGGUGGAGGAUACGGAGGCGGAUACGGAGGCGGAGCCGGUGCAAGAGCAGGCGCUGGUGCUGGAGCUGGAGGAGCAGGCGGAUAUGGACGUGGAGCUGGUGCAGGUGCAGGAGCAGGCGCUGCUGCAGCGGCUGGUGCUGGAGCUGGAGGAGCAGGCGGAUAUGGUAGAUACGGCGGCGGACCUGGAGCAGGUGCAGGAGCAGGAUCUGGUGCCGGAGUAGGUGGAGCAGGCGGAUAUGGACUAGAAGCUGGUGCAGGUGCAGGAGCAGGCGCUGCUGCAGCGGCUGGUGCUGGAGCUGGAGGAGCAGGCGGAUAUGGUGGAGGAUACGGAGGCGGAGCUGGAGCCGGUGCAGGAGCAGGAUCUGGUGCCGGAGCAGGUGGAGCAGGCGGAUAUGGACGAGGAGCUGGUGCAGGUGCAGGAGCUGGCGCUGCUGCAGCGGCCGCUGCUGGAGCUGGAGGAGCAGGCGGAUAUGGUGGAGGAUACGGAGGUGGAUCUGGAGCAGGAGCAGGCGCUGCUGCAGGAGCUGGUGCCGGAGCAGGUGGAGCAGGCGGAUAUGGACGAGGAGCUGGUGCAGGUGCGGGAGCAGGCGCUGCAGCAGCGGCUGGUGCUGGAGCUGGAGGAGCAGGCGGAUAUGGUGGAGGAUACGGAGGCGGAGCUGGAGCCGGUGCAGGAGCUGGUGCCGGAGCAGGCGCUGUUGCAGCGGCUGGUGCUGGAGCUGAAGGAGCAGGUGGAUAUCGUGGAGGAUACGGAGGCGGAGCUGGAGCCGGUGCAGGAGCAGCGGCUGGAGCUGGUGCCGGUGCAGGUGGAGUAGGCGGAUAUGGACGAGGAGCUGGUGCAGGUGCAGGAGCAGGUGGAGCAGGCGGAUAUGGACGAGGAGCUGGUGCAGGUGCAGGAGCAGGCGUUGCUGCAGCGGCCGGUGCUGGAUCUGGAGAAGCAGGCGGAUAUGGUGGAGGAUACGGAGGUGGAGCAGGAGCAGGUGCAGGAGCAGGCGCUGCUGCAGGAGCAGGCGCUGCUGCAGGAGCCGGUACCGGAGCAGGUGGAGCAGGCGGAUAUGGACUAGGUGCAGGUGCAGGAGCAGGCGCUGCAGCAGCGGCUGGUGCUGGAGCUGGAGGAGCUGGCGGAUAUGGUGGAGGAUAUGGAGGUGGAGCUGGAGCAGGUGGAGCAAGCGGAUACGGACGAGGAGCUGGUGCAGGUGCAGGAGCAGGCGCUGCAGCAGCGGCUGGUGCUGGAGCUGGAGGAGCAGGCGGAUAUGGUGGAGGAUACGGAGGCGGAGCUGGAGCCGGAGCAGGCGCUGCUGCAGCGGCUGGUGCUGGAGCUGGAGGAGCAGGCGGAUAUGGUGGAGGAUACGGAGGCGGAGCUGGAGCCGGUGCAGGAGCUGGUGCUGGUGCAGGAGCAGCAGCAGCGGCUGGUGCUGGAGCUGGAGGAGCAGGUGGAUAUGGUGGAGGAUACGGAGGCGGAUACGGAGGCGGAGCCGGUGCAAGAGCAGGAGCUGGUGCUGGAGCUGGAGGAGCAGGCGGAUAUGGACGUGGAGCUGGUGCAGGUGCAGGAGCAGGCGCUGCUGCAGCGGCUGGUGCUGGAGCUGGAGGAGCAGGCGGAUAUGGUAGAUACGGCGGCGGACCUGGAGCAGGUGCAGGAGCAGGAUCUGGUGCCGGAGUAGGUGGAGCAGGCGGAUAUGGACUAGAAGCUGGUGCAGGUGCAGGAGCAGGCGCUGCUGCAGCGGCUGGUGCUGGAGCUGGAGGAGCAGGCGGAUAUGGUGGAGGAUACGGAGGCGGAGCUGGAGCCGGUGCAGGAGCAGGAUCUGGUGCCGGAGCAGGUGGAGCAGGCGGAUAUGGACGAGGAGCUGGUGCAGGUGCAGGAGCUGGCGCUGCUGCAGCGGCCGCUGCUGGAGCUGGAGGAGCAGGCGGAUAUGGUGGAGGAUACGGAGGUGGAGCUGGAGCAGGAGCAGGCGCUGCUGCAGGAGCUGGUGCCGGAGCAGGUGGAGCAGGCGGAUAUGGACGAGGAGCUGGUGCAGGUGCGGGAGCAGGCGCUGCAGCAGCGGCUGGUGCUGGAGCUGGAGGAGCAGGCGGAUAUGGUGGAGGAUACGGAGGCGGAGCUGGAGCCGGUGCAGGAGCUGGUGCCGGAGCAGGCGCUGUUGCAGCGGCUGGUGCUGGAGGAGCAGGCGGAUAUGGUGGAGGAUACGGAGGCGGAGCUGGUGCAGGUGCAGGAGCAGGCGCUGCUGCAGCGGCCGCUGCUGGAGCUGGAGGAGCAGGCGGAUAUGGUGGAGGAUACGGAGGUGGAGCUGGAGCAGGUGCAGGAGCAGGCGCUGCUGCAGGAGCUGGUGCCGGAGCUGGAGGAGCAGGCGGAUAUGGACGUGGAGCUGGUGCAGGUGCAGGAGCAGGCGCUGCUGCAGCGGCUGGUGCUGGAGCUGGAGGAGCAGGCGGAUAUGGCAGAUACGGCGGCGGACCUGGAGCAGGUGCAGGAGCAGGAUCUGGUGCCGGAGCAGGUGGAGCAGGCGGAUAUGGACGAGGAGCUGGUGCAGGUGCAGGAGCAGGCGCUGCUGCAGCGGCCGCUGCUGGAGCUGGAGGAGCAGGCGGAUAUGGUGGAGGAUACGGAGGUGGAGCUGGAGCAGGUGCAGGAGCAGGCGCUGCUGCAGGAUCUGGUGCCGGAGCAGGUGGAGCAGGUGGAUAUGGACGAGGAGCUGGUGCAGGUGCGGGAGCAGGCGCUGCAGCAGCGGCUGGUGCUGGAGCUGGAGGAGCAGGCGGAUAUGGUGGAGGAUACGGAGGCGGAGCUGGGGCCGGUGCAGGAGCUGGUGCCGGAGCAGGCGCUGCUGCAGCGGCUGGUGCUGGAGCUGGAGGAGCAGGCGGAUAUGGUGGAGGAUACGGAGGCGGAGCUUAUGCAGGUGCAGGAGCAGGCGCUGCUGCAGCGGCCGCUGCUGGAGCUGGAGGAGCAGGCGGAUAUGGUGGAGGAUACGGAGGCGGAGCUGGAGCAGGUGCAGGAGCAGGCGCUGCUGCAGGAGCUGGUGCCGGAGCAGGUGGAGCAGGCGGAUAUGGACGAGGAGCUGGUGCAGGUGCGGGAGCAGGCGCUGCAGCAGCGGCUGGUGCUGGAGCUGGAGGAGCAGGCGGAUAUGGUGUAGGACACAGAGGCGGAGCUGGCGCCGGUGCAGGAGCUGGUGCCGGAGCAGGCGCUGCUGCAGCGGCUGGUGCUGGAGCUGGAGGAGCAGGCGGAUAUGGUGGAGGAUACGGAGGCGGAGCUGGAGCCGGUGCUGGUGCAGGAGCAGCAGCAGCGGCUGGUGCUGGAGCUGGAGGAGCAGGUGGAUAUGGUAGAGGAUACGGAGGCGGAGCUGGAGCCGGUGCAGGAGCAGGAGCUGGUGCUGGAGCUGGAGGAGCAGGCGGAUAUGGACGUGGAGCUGGUGCAGGUGCAGGAGCAGGCGCUGCUGCAGCGGCUGGUGCUGGAGCUGGAGGAGCAGGCGGAUAUGGUGGAUACGGAGGCGGAGCUGGAGCAGGUGCAGGAGCAGGAUCUGGUGCCGGAGCAGGUGGAGCAGGCGGAUAUGGACGAGGAGCUGGUGCAGGUGCAGGAGCAGGCGCUGCUGCAGCGGCCGCUGCUGGAGCUGGAGGAGCAGGCGGAUAUGGUGGAGGAUACGGAGGUGGAGCUGGAGCAGGAGCAGGAGCAGGAGCUGCUGCAGGAGCUGGUGCCGGAGCAGGUGGAGCAGGCGGAUAUGGUCGAGGAGCUGGUGCAGGUGCGGGAGCAGGCGCUGCAGCAGCGGCUGGUGCUGGAGCUGGAGGAGCAGGCGGAUAUGGUGGAGGAUACGGAGGCGGAGCUGGAGCCGGUGCAGGAGCUGGUGCCGGAGCAGGCGCUGCUGCAGCGGCUGGUGCUGGAGCUGGAAGAGCAGGCGGAUAUGGUGGAGGAUACGGAGGCGGAGCUGGAGCCGGUGCUGGUGCAGGAGCAGCAGCAGCGGCUGGUGCUGGAGCUGGAGGAGCAGGUGGAUAUGGUGGAGGAUACGGAGGCGGAGCUGGAGCCGGUGCAGGAGCAGGAGCUGGUGCUGGAGCUGGAGGAGCAGGUGGAUAUGGACGUGGAGCUGGUGCAGGUGCAGGUGCAGGAGCAGGCUCUGCUGCAGCGGCUGGUGCUGGAGCUGGAGGAGCAGGCGGAUAUGGUGGAUACGGAGGCGGAGCUGGAGCAGGGGCUGCUGCAGGAGCUGGUGGAGCAGGCGGAUAUGGACGAGGAGCUGGUCUAGGAGCUGGUGCAGGUGCUGGAGCUGGAGGAGCAGGCGGAUAUGGUGGUGGCUAUGGAGGCGGAGCUGGAGCCGGUGCAGGAGCAGGAGCUGGUGCCGGAGCCGGUGGAGCAGGUGGAUAUGGACGAGGAGCUGGCGCAGGGGCAGGAGCAGGCGCUGCAGCAGCGGCUGGUUCUGGAGCUGGUGGAGCCGGCGGAUAUGGUAGUGGAUAUGGAGCCGGUGCAGGAGCAGGGGCUGCUGCAGUAGCUGGUGGAGCAGGCGGAUAUGGACAAGGAGCUGGUGCAGGUGCAGGAGCAGGCGCUGCCGCAGCGGCUGGUGCUGGAGCUGGUGGUGCCGGUGGAUAUGGUGGUGGAUAUGGAGGAGGAUCUGGAGCAGGCGCAGGAGCCGGGCUGCUGCAGGAGCUGGUGGAGCAGGCGGAUAUGGACGAGGAACUGGUGCAGGUGCAGGAGCAAGCGCUGCCGCAGCGGCUGGUGCUGGAGCUGGUGGAGCCGGCGGAUAUGGUGGAGGAUACGGAGGCGGAGCUGGAGCCGGUGCAGGAGCAGGCGCUGCUGCAGCGGCUGGUGCUGGAGCUGGAGGAGCAGGCGGAUAUGGACGUGGAGCUGGUGCAGGUGCAGGAGCAAGCGCUGCAGCAGCGGCUGGUGCUGGAGCUGGUGGAGCCGGCGGAUAUGGUGGUGGAUAUGGAGCCGGUGCAGGAGCAGGAGCUGGAGCCGGCGGAGCAGGUGGAUAUGGACAAGGAGCUGGCGCAGGGGCAGGCGCUGCAGCAGCUGCUGGUGCUGGAGCUGGUGGUGCCAGCGGAUAUGGUGGUGGAUAUGGAGGAGGAGCUGGAGCAGGUGCAGGAGCAGGGGCUGCUGCAGGAGCUGGUGGAGCAGGCGGAGCAGGUGGAUAUGGACGAGGAGCUGGUGCAGGUGCCGGAGCAGGCGCUGCAGCAGCGGCUGGUGCUGGAGCUGGCGGAGCCGGCGGAUAUGGUGGUGGAUAUGGAGGAGGAGCUGGAGCAGGCGCCGGAGCAGGGGCUGCUGCACGAGCUGGUGGAGCAGGCGGGUAUGGACGAGGAACUGGUGCAGGUGCAGGAGCAGGCGCUGCCGCAGCGGCUGGUGCUGGAGCUGGUGGAGUCGGCGGAUAUGGUGGUGGAUAUGGAGCCGGUGCAGGAGCAGGGGCUGGUGCCGGAGCUGGUGGAGCAGGCGGUUAUGGAGGCGGGGCAGGUGCAGGAGCUGGUGGAUAUGGAGGAGCUGGUCUUGGAAUUGGCGCAGGAGGAGCUGGCGGGUAUGGUGCUGGUGCUGGUGCAGGAGCAGGAUCAGGAAGUAUUGGAGGAUAUGGAGGUGGCUAUGGUGCAGGAAUUGGAGCAGGAACAGGCAGCGCGGCAGGAGAUGCGUUCGCACAGGCCUUUAGUCAGAAUAUGCUAUCAUCUGGUGUUAUAACCUCUGAAACAAUAACUACCUCUUCUGCCCAAGCCGCCGCUUCUACGAUGGCGACAACUGCCGCGAGAGGCAUGGGUUUGGAUGACGCUACAGCUAAUUACUUGUCGAACACAUUGGCCAGUAUGGCUGCUUCUAUGGCACAAGCUUCG
This is a messenger RNA of Argiope bruennichi, 11110 nucleotides long. Its product is annotated as fibroin heavy chain-like. The record is from RefSeq and is a predicted model, not a curated record. The coding region runs from base 21 to 10961 and encodes 3646 amino acids. The transcript has 6 exons. NCBI's taxonomy places the organism in Eukaryota, Metazoa, Arthropoda, Arachnida, Araneae, Araneidae.